Messenger RNA from Rhizophagus irregularis DAOM 181602=DAOM 197198, 1073 nucleotides. RefSeq lists its product as uncharacterized. Lineage: Eukaryota; Fungi; Glomeromycota; Glomeromycetes; Glomerales; Glomeraceae. The record is from RefSeq and is a predicted model, not a curated record.
AGUUUAAGUUUCUUUGCUCGUAAAAUAUCAUGCAACAAUUAGUUACACCUGUUCCUCUUAGUGUUUACGAACGAUUAAAAGCGUUGGAGGAUAAAAUAAUGCAACUUGAACGAGAUUAUCCUACCUGGUCAGCUAUACAUUUUAAUCAGCCAAAUCGUCAGUAUUCAACUCCCGUGAUGACAAUGAUGCAGACACCCAUAAAUAAUCCUCCCUCUUCAGUUGUCACGUCUACAUUUUCAGUCACGCCAACGACACAAACCUAUCCAUCGAUUGAUGUGAAACGUACUUCACCCAGCUUGGUAUCAACAAAUCUAUAUAAUUCAAAGAAUCCACGCAUUGCACCACGUCCGAUUAAACCUAAAGGAAGAGGUCGAGGACAAUCUUCAUUGACGCGAUCAGUUAUGGAACAACUGAAAUUAAUUAAUCGUACUGACAAUGAAAAGCAAAAUGAUAAUAAUGGAACAUUUACUCCUAUAUUAACGAAACCUUCAAAUGAGACUUCAAAAUCACAAAUACAAAUACUUCCUCAAUCAACUCCACAAUUGUCAAUACAACAAAGAGCUCCUCAAGUUCAAAUACAACCCCAGUUACGUCCUCAAAUUAUACAACCAUCAGUUAAUAAAUCAAGUGUUACACCAAUUCCUAUAGCACCUAAACCUUCUGUGCAACAACAACAAAAAAAGAUCAUAGCGGAAGAAAUAAUGGCAUCAAAGGUAUCAAUUAUUAGAGAAGAUCGUAGCGCAUCCCCAAUAAUCGAUCCAGGGAGUAAUAAUGAAACUGUUUCUAAGGAAGACAAUAUGAUGGAAAUGGACGUAGAAUCCAAUGAAGUGAAAAAAUCUCACGAUAUAUCAGGUGAAGAUGAAAGUUCUAUAGUUAUUGAAAAUGAUGAUCUAAGUACGAAUAGUACAAAUACAGAAAUUACGCUGAUUAAUGGCAAUGUUACAAAUGAUAUAAAUGGUACUGAUGCUACCGAUCUUGUUUCGAACACUAAUGAAAAUAAAGAACUUGAACAAAUUAAAAACUAAAAAAACUAUUUAUAAUUAAUUACAUGUAAUAAAUCAAAUAAUUUUUGU